GGCUCGCGGGAUGGCCGCCCUUGUGACGUCACUGCUGGCGGCGCUGCUGCUCGCCCACCUGCCCGCGCCCGCAGCAGCUUCCGGGGGCUGCCACUCGGCGCUCGGGAUGGAGGAGGGCCGCAUCCCGGACUCCGCGGUCUCCGCCAGCUCCUCCUAUGAGCCCAAGUCUGUGGGGCCGCAGAAUGCCAGGAUCCGGCAGGAGAAGAACGGCGGCGCGUGGUGCCCGAAGGCGCAGAUCAGCAGCGAGGUGCAGGAGUUCCUCGAGGUGGACCUGGGCCGGCCGCACCUCAUCACCGCCACCGAGACGCAGGGCCGCUUCGGCAACGGCCAGGGACAGGAGUACGCCGAGUCCUUCCACCUGCUCUACUGGAGGGACGCGCUGCAGCGGUGGGUCGUCUACCGGGACGCCAGCGGGCGCAAGGUGCUGAGGGGGAACAGCAACACCUACCUGGCGGUGCGGCAGCAGCUGGAGCUGCCGUUCGUGGCGAGCCGCGUGCGCUUCAUGCCCUACUCCCAGCACACCAGGACCGUGUGCAUGCGGGUCGAGCUCUACGGCUGUCCCUGGACGCAGGGCGUGCUGCGGUACUCGGCACCUGCGGGCGGCGGGGGCGGUCCCGACUGGCGGUGGGUGGGCUGGAGCAACGCCAGCCUGGGCGGCCAGCCGCUGGAGCUGGAAUUCGAACUGGAGACGCCGAGGGAGUUGGCGGCCACCCACCUUCAUGUUCUGCACGCGCCGCAGCUGGGCGUCCAGGUGUUCACGGAGGCGUCGGUGUGGCUGAGCCUGGACGGCGUGCACUACCAGUGGGCGACGGCGCCGGUCAGCACGGGGGCGGCGGGGGCGGCGGGGGCGGCGGGGGCGGCGGACUCGGCCCCCUCGUGCGUCAACGUGAGCCUGCCGCUGCACAGCCGCGUGGCGCGCUUCCUGCGCCUGCAGCUGUACUUCGCCGCCGCCUGGGUACUCGUCAGCGAAGUGCGCAUCGACUCGGCGGCGCUGCUGCAGAACGUGUCGCAGGAGGCGCUCGAGGAGUUCUUCCUGCAGCAGGACGCCGCGGCGCAGCAGCCGGCGCAGCCGCCGGCCCACACCGCUAGCGCGCCGGGCGACGCCACGCGCGCGCGCAACGGGGUCGCCACCGCGCUCAUACGUAAAUGGACCCCUGUGAACCUACCGACAGUGGAGACGAUGUUGGCUGGACAGCGGCGCGCGCCUUUUGCAGCGACGGCGGCGAGCAGCGGCCAGCAGGCGUACAUCGGGCUGGUGACGGGCGCGCUGGCCGUGGCGCUGCUGCUGCUGCUGGGCUGCACGGUGCUGCUGAUGGUGCGCCGCGGCCGCAAGAAGGUGGCGCUGCUGCACAAGCACACCGCGCUCGUCUCCAACGGCGUCGCGCUCAACAUGAAGGAGAUGCUGGCGCCCGGGGGCGGCGUGCUGGGCGUCGGCGCCGGCGGCGGCCUUACGCGCGUCCUCACGCCCUGCAAGCCCAAGGCGGCCGCGCCGGCGGCGGGGGCGGUCGCGGGGGCGGCGGCGGGCAGCAAGGCCGGCGGCGGGGGCGGCGGCGGCGGCGGCGGCGCGGACAGUGAGGACAGCGAGGGCUCGAGCGUGUACCACGAGCCGUACAAGCUGCUCGCCAAGGCGGGCGCCGGAGGGCACCAGGAGUACGGCUGCCUGCUCACCGCCAGCAAGAGCGUCGGCCAGUACACCGACUUCACGAGCGUGGCCAGCUUCCAGGAGGAGGUGCGCUUCGCGUCGCCAUCUUUCCACAGCGCGGCGGCGGCGGCGGCGGCGGCGGUGGGGCGGCCGCCCUCGCAGUUCGAGUUGCAGCCGUUCGCGACGCCCACCAAGGCCGCCGCCCCCGCAAGCGCCACCCCCGCCGUGCCCGAGGCCUACUACGCCGCCACCGACAUCGUCAUGUCGGAGCGGCGCGAGCAGCACCUGGAGCCGGGCUGCUUCACGACGGUGCGCAUCCCCAGCGAGGCGCCGCCAGAGACGACGCCGCUGCUGCAGUUCCCCAGGCACCGCCUGCGCCCGCUAGAGAAGCUCGGCGAGGGCGCCUUCGGCAUGGUGCUGCUGUGCGAGGCUGAGGGAGCCCCCGAGUACGACAGCGUCACGUCGUCGCACAAGAAGCAGAUGGUGCUGGUCAAGUCGCUGUGGAGGGGCUGUGGCGACUCCAAGAGACAGGAGUUCCUGCACGAGGUGGGCUGGCUGGCGAGCCUGCGGGACGACAACGUGGCCCGCGCGCUGGCCGUCUGCUCUGCCGAGGAGCCGCUCUGCUCGCUGCACGAGUACGGGGAGAUGGGCGCGCUGCCCGCCUUCCUCUCCAGGCCGGAGGGCCGCGAGCUGAGUGAAUUAGUUAUUCCUUCAGUUUAUGUAUAUUAUUUCCAUUUCAGUUACGGAUGUCUCAUAUAUAUGGCGUCGCAGAUUGCAUCGGGAAUGAAAUACCUCGAAUCUAUGGAACUGAUACACCGCGACUUAGCAGCAAGGAACUGUGUGGUGGGCCCUCAGUUCAGCGUGAAGGUGUCGGACCACGCGACCUACUGCUCACGCUACGACCGCGACUACUACGUCAGCGACACCCAGGCGCGGCUGCCCGUGCGCUGGAUGGCCUGGGAGAGCCUGCUGCUGGGCGAGUACUCGACCAAGAGCGACGUGUGGGCGUUCGGCGUGACGCUGUGGGAGACGCUGACGCUGUGCGCGGUGCAGCCGCUGGCGGAGCUGAGCGACCAGCAGGUGGUGGAGAACUGCAGCCGGUGGCAGCUGGACGACGGCCGCCAGCGCUGCCCCGCGCGGCCCGCCGCCUGUCCCCGGGAGCUCUUCGACCUGAUGGCCGAGUGCUGGCGCCGCGACGCCGCGCUGCGCCCGCGCUUCUCCGAGAUACACCUCUUCCUGCAGCGCAAGAACCUCGGCUACACGCCCACACCCCAGGCGCCGGCGGCUGCGGCGGCGUCGGCGGCGGCGGCUUCGGCGACGUCCACUCCGGGCUAG
Messenger RNA from Schistocerca piceifrons (Central American locust), 2977 nucleotides. Its product is annotated as discoidin domain-containing receptor 2-like. Gene Ontology annotation, biological process: positive regulation of kinase activity; multicellular organism development; protein phosphorylation. Gene Ontology annotation, molecular function: protein tyrosine kinase collagen receptor activity; ATP binding; collagen binding. The transcript has 16 exons. NCBI's taxonomy places the organism in Eukaryota, Metazoa, Arthropoda, Insecta, Orthoptera, Acrididae. Gene Ontology annotation, cellular component: signaling receptor complex. The record is from RefSeq and is a predicted model, not a curated record. Bases 11 to 2977 code for a protein of 988 amino acids.